GCUGGGGCCGCCGCCGCUGCUGCUGCUGCUGCCGCCGCGGCGGGGGCCGCUCGCGAACCUGUGGCGGUGACGUGAGACCCGCCAACCCGGAAACGGCGGCGGCGGCGGCACCGAGGCUCCUGCGCUCCAGCGCCCGCGGCCGCGCUCCCUUCGCCGCUCGCCCGGCCGCCAGGAGAAGAAAUCGAGGCCUGGAGUUUGAGUAAUUCGUUCAAGGUUACCAAGUGGAUAGAAGGACAAGAACAGAAUCACCAGCACUGGCUGAAGCUUUCUUUCAGUAGAAGAGGUACCUUAACAUGGGGAAUCUUCUUAAAGUUUUGACAUGCACAGACCUUGAGCAGGGGCCAAAUUUUUUCCUUGAUUUUGAAAAUGCCCAGCCAACAGAGUCUGAGAAGGAAAUUUAUAAUCAGGUGAAUGUAGUAUUAAAAGAUGCAGAAGGUAUCUUGGAAGAUUUGCAAUCAUAUAGAGGAGCUGGCCAUGAAAUACGAGAGGCGAUCCAGCAUCCAGCAGAUGAGAAGUUGCAGGAGAAGGCUUGGGGUGCGGUUGUACCACUAGUAGGCAAAUUAAAGAAAUUUUACGAAUUUUCUCAGAGGUUAGAAGCAGCACUAAGAGGUCUCCUGGGAGCCUUGACCAGUACCCCGUACUCUCCCACGCAGCAUCUAGAGCGGGAGCAGGCUCUCGCCAAACAGUUUGCCGAGAUUCUUCACUUCACACUCCGGUUCGACGAACUCAAGAUGACAAAUCCUGCCAUACAGAAUGAUUUCAGCUAUUAUAGAAGAACAUUGAGUCGUAUGAGGAUUAAUAACGUUCCAGCAGAAGGAGAAAAUGAAGUAAAUAAUGAACUGGCAAAUCGAAUGUCUUUGUUUUAUGCUGAGGCAACCCCAAUGCUGAAAACCUUAAGUGACGCCACAACAAAAUUCGUAUCAGAGAAUAAAAAUUUACCAAUAGAAAAUACCACAGAUUGUCUAAGCACCAUGGCUAGUGUAUGCAGAGUCAUGCUCGAAACACCGGAAUACAGAAGCAGAUUUACAAAUGAAGAGACAGUGUCGUUCUGCUUGAGGGUAAUGGUGGGUGUCAUCAUACUCUAUGACCACGUACAUCCAGUGGGAGCAUUUGCCAAAACUUCAAAAAUUGAUAUGAAAGGUUGUAUCAAAGUUCUUAAGGACCAACCUCCCAAUAGUGUAGAAGGUCUUCUAAAUGCUCUCAGGUACACGACAAAACAUUUGAAUGAUGAGACUACCUCCAAGCAAAUCCGGUCCAUGCUGCAGUAGCAGCCGCGGCGCCUGCUGCGGACGGAAGGCAGUAUUCUGCGCUGGCCGAGAGUGCACAGUUUGUAGUGAUUGCAGUUACGAUCAUGUACUCCUGCGUUUCCUUUCUUUCCUCUGUUCCUCCGCCUCUUUUUUAAUCACGUUCUUGUUCCCAAGACUUCUUUUCUGUGCCAAAACCAGUAAAGUUCUACUCCGAAGGGACGCUGUCCUUUCGAACGGGCCAUCUAAGGCAGCUAAUUCCGCAUCGCAUUGGGGUCUCUACUGAGAAGAAAAUUCUGUGACUUGAACUAAAUAUUUUUAAAUGUGGAUUUUUUUUGAAAACUAAUAUUUAAUAUUGCUUCUCCUGCAUGGCAAAACUGCCUAUUCUGCUAUUUAAAAACCCUCAACGACUUUAUUUUCUACUGCCGCUUUUUUCCUGUGCAGCCAAAAUGAAAAUGUUUAAAUUAACUGUGUUGUACAAAUGGUACCCAACACAAACUUUUUUUAAAUUAGUAAGACUUUUGUUUAAAGUUUUAAGUUUGCAUUUUGACUUUUUUUGUAAGGAUGUAUGUUGUGUGUUUAACCUUUAUUAACUAACGUUAAAAACUGUGAUGUGUGCGUAGAAUAUUACGUAUGCAUGUUCAUGUUUAAAGAAUGGCUGUUGAUGAUAAAAUAAAAAUCAGCUUUCAUUUUUCUAAUGUG
This is a messenger RNA of Hyaena hyaena (striped hyena), 1946 nucleotides long. RefSeq names its product CYFIP related Rac1 interactor B (gene CYRIB). Gene Ontology annotation, biological process: regulation of actin filament polymerization; positive regulation of T cell activation. Gene Ontology annotation, molecular function: small GTPase binding. The coding region runs from base 294 to 1268 and encodes 324 amino acids. NCBI's taxonomy places the organism in Eukaryota, Metazoa, Chordata, Mammalia, Carnivora, Hyaenidae. The record is from RefSeq and is a predicted model, not a curated record. The transcript is spliced from 14 exons.